Folsomia candida is the source of this 1387-nucleotide messenger RNA. Its product is annotated as WD repeat-containing protein 82. Gene Ontology annotation, molecular function: chromatin binding; protein binding. Gene Ontology annotation, cellular component: Set1C/COMPASS complex. NCBI's taxonomy places the organism in Eukaryota, Metazoa, Arthropoda, Collembola, Entomobryomorpha, Isotomidae. The transcript has 5 exons. The record is from RefSeq and is a predicted model, not a curated record. Bases 123 to 1094 code for a protein of 323 amino acids.
CAAAAAGUCAAACUCGACAAUCACACGAAUCUUGUUGACUUUGUGAAGAACUUUUUGCUCUCUCGGACGACAGAUUAAUUAAUUAAUUAGUUAGUUAGUUAAUUGCUUAAUCCCAUGUCGAAAUGGACACCCACCUCUUGGGCGACCGUGGGAUGCAUCUGGUUGACGGUGUAAUUCGAAAAUUUCGUGUCGCCAAAGUAUUUCGCGAAAAUACGGACCGUAUAAAUUCCCUGUGUUUCGCACCACAAGGCGACCUCCUGAUCAGUUCUGCGGAUGAUGACCAGAUCGUUCUUUACGACUGUGAAAAGGGAACACAACGACGUGUCCUCAACUCGAAAAAGUAUGGCGUCGACCUGAUCCACUUUACUCACGCGAAGAACACGGCGAUCCAUUCUUCCACCAAGGUUGACGACACGAUCCGCUACUUGUCCCUGCACGAUAACAAAUAUCUCCGCUAUUUUCCCGGACACACGAAGAAGGUGACGACGUUGUGCAUGUCGCCGAUGGACGACACCUUCCUCAGUGGGUCGCUGGACAAGACGUUGCGCUUGUGGGAUUUACGGUCGCCAAAUUGCAUCGGUUUGAUGCCCCUGCUCGGCAUCCCGGUGGCCGGCUUUGACCCGGAAGGACUCAUCUUUGCGGCCGGAGUUAACAAUGAAAGUAUCAAGUUGUAUGAUUUGCGGUCUUUCGAAAAGGGGCCGUUUUCCACCUUUAAAUUCGCCUACGACAACGAGAACGAGUGGGCGUCCCUGAAGUUCUCGCCGGACGGGAAGACCAUCAUGAUUUCCACGCACGGCCCCAUCAUUCGUCUCGUCGAUGCUUUUCACGGCCUCCCCCUCCAAACAUUCUCGGGCUUCAAUAGCAGCAAAACUGCCACGAUUGAAGCCUCGUUCAGCCCUGACUCACAAUUCGUCCUGUCCGGAAGUAUGGAUGGGGCCAUUCACGUCUGGAGUACGGAACAUGGACGAAAGGUGGCCGUGCUGACCGGGGACCACACUGGACCCGUUCACUGUGUCCAAUUUAAUCCGAAAUAUAUGAUGAUGGCGACCGGGUGUACAAAUAUGUCAUUUUGGCUCCCGGCAAUUGAAGAGUGAAAUCAUUUACGUUUUCCACAUCCGGUUAUGUACCAAAACAAACCUUACCAAAUACUCUCCAAACAAAAUCCCACCUCAUUUUUAUACAUUGUUAACGUUAUUUACAUAUUAUUUAUCUAUGACAUAUAUUUAUUAAUUGACAUGUGGCAUGACAUUAAAUUGACAAAUAUUUAGCCUAUUAGCUACUUUUCGAGUAGACAGACUGCCGUUUAUAACAAGUCUAAAAAAAUACGGUGAACUGUAGUAAAAAACCAAAUCCAGAAUAAAAUAUGUUUUAGAAAAGGCAACCAAAU